Capronia epimyces CBS 606.96 is the source of this 375-nucleotide messenger RNA. Its product is annotated as ubiquinol-cytochrome c reductase subunit 7. NCBI's taxonomy places the organism in Eukaryota, Fungi, Ascomycota, Eurotiomycetes, Chaetothyriales, Herpotrichiellaceae. The record is from RefSeq and is a predicted model, not a curated record. Gene Ontology annotation, biological process: mitochondrial electron transport, ubiquinol to cytochrome c. Bases 1 to 375 code for a protein of 124 amino acids. The transcript is spliced from 4 exons.
AUGUCUGCUCCUUCGCUCGCACCUUACAUCUUGAAACGGCCAUGGCUGAAGAGGUGGAUAGUCCCCUUCGCCAACUGGUAUGCCGAUGCGGCCGGCUACAGAAGACUGGGUCUGAGAGCCGACGACUUGAUCCCCGAAGAAAAUGAUACCGUGCAGCUUGCGCUGAAGAGAUUGUCCCCCAAAGAAUCAUACGACCGAGUCUUUCGCCUGAGAAGAGCUUUCCAAUGCUCCUUGGCCCAUCAACUAUUACCUGCUGCCGAACAGACAAAACCGGAGGAGGAUGUCAAAUACUUGAGCCCAAUCAUCGAGGAAAUCGAAGCGGAGCUGAAGGAGCGCGCCGAUUUGGAGUCCAUUAUUGUUCAGAGGAAGAAGUAG